Molecule: messenger RNA, 1375 nt
Organism: Ficedula albicollis (Collared flycatcher)
Lineage: Eukaryota; Metazoa; Chordata; Aves; Passeriformes; Muscicapidae
Gene: COMMD9
Product: COMM domain containing 9
Exons: 5
Coding region: 1-546 (181 amino acids)
Source: RefSeq, a predicted model, not a curated record
AUGAGUUUUGUGAGCAUCAAUGAAUGGUCGUUACAUCUUAAUGAGAUCUUUAAUAAAGACAAUGGCCCGCGCUGUGCUGUGUGUGAUGCUUUUCACCGCAGCCCCUUCUCGCCUUGCCCCCGACAGCUGGUGUCUGCUUUGCACAGCCUCACCCGGCACGUGGUGUACCGCGGCUUGACCAGGGCAGAAGACAUCCUCUGUCUCUUCCCAGAAAACUUCCACCAAAAUCUGAAAAACCUCUUGACUAAGAUAAUACUGGAGAACAUCUCUGCUUGGAGGAAUGAAGCACAAGCCAGUCAGAUCUCCCUGCCUCGGCUGGUGGACAUGGACUGGAGGGUGGACAUCAAGACAUCUUCAGACAGCAUCGUGAGAAUGGCAGUCCCCACCUGCCUGCUGCAGUUAAAGAUUCAGGAAGAUGCUGCCUUAUGUGGAAAUAAUCCUGUUGUUUCUGCACUGACUGUGGAACUGAGCAAAGAAACCCUGGACACUAUGUUAGAAGGUCUGGGAAGGAUUCGGGACCAACUUUCUGCCGUUGCAAACAAAUGAAUGCUCAAGGGCAUGGAUUCCAGCAGCAAGGAAGGGAAGUAUUCUCUGCCUACAGCUGUCAGAAGUUGCAGCCUAGUGUAACAUGUUGUCUAUUUCAGCAAAACAAAACUAAAGAGGUUUCUUUCUUGAAUUAAUGAGAUAGCUUUUGAAAAGCUAACACUCGAAUAUUCAUUUGGUUGGAUGCCAAAAAGUGGUUUCCUAUUAUGUUGUUGAACAAAAGCUGUUCAGCAUUUCAGAAGAGGAUUUGAGGGCUCAGAGCCUGGCUUAAUCACAAGGGUCAUAACUGGAAACAGCAAAUAGCUGCAGCCAAUGAAGCAAGUUCUAUCUCUGUCCUGAAAUGAGAAUCUAAAAGGCUCAAGCUGGGUAAUGGCUGCCUUCCAACAUCAGAAGAGGAGGGUGCUUCUCUCUGGAAUGUGCAUGUACUGAGGUGCCUGCUGGAUGUAGCAUUCUCUCCCUCUCAAUGAAGCACAGCCAUGCUGCAGAUUGUUAUUACAGGAUAAUGUGUUGAAAUAGGGCAAUUAUGCUGCAACACAUUCCCUUCUGAUCAGCUUCAUAGCACAUUUGCAAAAUGACUGUUCUGUACCUCUUUAGCAGGAACUAAUUUCCUCCUUCUGUUUGAAAAGAAAAAAGGGAGUUCAGGUAAUUCAUGUUUGGGGUUUAUUGGAUUCUGGACUUUGCUGCACAAAAACCAAACUGGGAGAAUAAAGAAUUGAAGGCUGUUUUCUGUGCUGUAGGAAACCCUUCUGUGGCAAUACGUGCCUAUACUUCUCCAAAGUGUUCUGUUGUUUGUGUAAAUCUUCAUUUAAUUAAAGAAUGAACUGCUAAUUGA